Oxyura jamaicensis (ruddy duck) is the source of this 460-nucleotide messenger RNA. RefSeq names its product staphylococcal nuclease domain-containing protein 1-like. The transcript has 3 exons. The annotation marks the transcript as partial. NCBI's taxonomy places the organism in Eukaryota, Metazoa, Chordata, Aves, Anseriformes, Anatidae. Gene Ontology annotation, molecular function: nucleic acid binding; nuclease activity. The record is from RefSeq and is a predicted model, not a curated record.
AUGAUGCUGGAGACUGUGAUAGGGCCAGGCGCGGGGAGCAGAGCGCGUGAUGGUGCGGGUGGGGGUCCGGGCAUCUCGUGGUGGUCUCCCCGCUCACCCUGUGCCUCCCCGCAGGUGCUCUCGGGAUGCGCCAUCAUCGUCCGUGGGCAGCCCCGCGGCGGGCCCCCUCCGGAGCGACAGAUCAACCUCAGCAACAUCCGCGCCGGCAGCCUCGCCCGCCGCGCCGCCGCCGGCCAGCCGGACGCCAAGGACACCCCGGACGAGCCCUGGGGGUUCCCGGCCCGGGAGUUCCUGCGGAAGAAGCUGAUCGGGAAGGAGGUCUGCUUCACCGUGGAGUACAAGACCCCGCAGGGCCGCGAGUAUGGCAUGGUGUACCUGGGCAAAGGUGAGCGCGAGGGGGCUGGUGGGCACGCGCCGAGCUUGCGGCGAGGGCUCGUGGCCGGGGCGCUGCCCGAGGAGG